CAGAACUGCUGCCUGCUCCCACUCUGGUCUGUCUACAGAACACCCUCCACAGACCUUCUGGGCGGGGGGCAGCAGCCUUUCCCUGCCCUAACCCUACCACUGUCGCCCCAGCAGAUGUUCCUCCUCUUCUCUGGCCACGACUCCCAGGCCCUCAGGUCUGCUGGCAUUGCUUCCUCACCUUGCAAACCCUCCUUGGUUGCCGGGUCCCGGAAUCAGAGCCAAGACUGACUGGAGGGGGAGAUCCUCUGGCCCCAGGCCCUGGCUGCAAGCCCCGUAGCCCGGGAUGUUCUGGCCAUGGCCUCAGGAGCCCCGCAGAGAAGCAGCCCGCCGGCCUGCAGCACAGAGGAGAUCCCCAGCUUCCUGGACCAGCUCCUCCGUGACUUCCCCACCCCGCUGAGCCCCGAGAGCCCUUUGCCGUGGAAGGUCCCGGGGACGACGCUGAGCCAGGACGAGGUGGAGGGCGAGCUGGCAGAGCUGGCGCUGGGCUUCCUGGUCAGCAGGAAUGCUCCGCUGCCGCUUGCUGCAUCCCUGACCCACGAGGCGCUUGCCCAGUUUCUUCAGACAGACCUUUCUGAAUUUCAGAAGUUGCCCAGACAGCAAGAGGAAGAAGAAGAGGAGGAGGAUGAGGAGGAAGAGCAGGAGAAGGCUGCUGUGACCUUGCUAGAUGCCAAAGGCCUGGCCCGAAGCUUCUUCAACACGCUCUGGGCAGUCUGCAGCCAGUGGCAGAAGCAGGUGCCACCAACUGCUCGGCUGCCACAGCGGCAGUGGCUGGUCUCCAUCCACGCAAUCCGUAACACUCGCCGCAAGAUGGAGGACCGGCACGUGUCCCUCCCUGCCUUCAACCAGCUCUUUGGUUUGUCGGAUGCUGUGGAGCGUGCCUACUUCGCCGUGUUUGACGGACAUGGUGGCGUGGAUGCCGCGAGGUACGCUGCCGUCCACGUGCACGCCAAUGCUGCCCGCCGACGGGAGCUGUCCACAGACCCAGCCAGAGCCCUGCGGGAAGCCUUCCGAUGCACCGAUGAGAUGUUUCUCUGGAAAGCUAAGCGAGAGCGGCUGCAGAGCGGCUCCACCGGCGUGUGUGCACUCAUCGCGGGCACGACGCUGCAUGUGGCCUGGCUUGGGGACUCCCAGGUGCUCCUGGUGCAGCAAGGGCAGGUGGUGAAGCUGAUGGAACCGCACAAGCCCGAGCGAGAGGACGAGAGGGCACGCAUCGAAGCGCUGGGUGGCUUCGUGUCACACAUGGACUGCUGGAGAGUCAAUGGGACACUGGCUGUCUCCAGGGCCAUCGGGGAUGUCUUCCAGAAGCCCUAUGUGUCUGGAGAGGCAGACGCAGCCUCCCGGGAGCUGACGGGCUCCGAGGACUACCUGGUGCUCGCCUGCGACGGCUUCUUCGACGUCGUCCCCCACCAGGAAGUCGCUGGCCUCGUCCAGGGCCACUUGGUCAGGCAACAGGGCAGCGGGCUGCACGUGGCCGAGGAGCUAGUAGCUGCUGCCCGGGAUCGGGGCUCCCACGACAACAUCACGGUCAUGGUGGUCUUCCUCAGGGACCCCCUCGAGCUGCUGGAGGGUGGGGCCUCUCAGGCCGACGGAAGCCAGGACUCACCCGAGCCCAGCACACUACAGCGAAGCUAGGUGUGAUCCGUGCCCCAACCCCCCUGGCCCGCCACCCUCCCCGAUCCUUGUGAUUGUCCCCCGUCCCCACCCCAGAGGCCUUAGGAACCCACAGGUGGCAUUGAACAGGAGGUGCCUGCCUGCAGUGUUCUCCCCACCCCCUGCACUUGGGAUGUUUGCUUCAGCCUGUGCUGAUGGCAGGCAGGUGGAGGCAGCCCAGGAAGCUGGCUACCUCCUCGGGCCCAGCUCCCCCAGGUGCCUAGGCAGCCAGCAGCAGCCAGACCGCAGGUGGGUGUGGCACUGGAACCCUAGGGUCAGGCUGGAGUGGGGGUGGAGGGAUGCAGUGCCUCGGGACUGUGGCUACUGCUGGGGAGGGGCUCGUCUGAGCUGUGCCAGCGGGUCCUGGGUGGCCAUGCCAGCUCCCCCAAGGGGGAGAGCAGCGAGCAGCUUCCAGUGGAGAGAAGGCAUGCUGGGUGUAGCUGCGGUGGCCAUGCCGCCUGCUUGCUCCACAGCCACCCGUGAGGUGCCAGGCCUUCCUGGGGAGCAUGAAGCUGGAAACCUACGAAGAUAUAAUGUCUUUGGUUUGGGUUUCUUUUUUUUCUCUCUCUCUGCCCUCUCCAGGGAAGCAUCUCAUUUAGAAGCAGUAUUUCAGGUUUCAUCCAUAUUUUCUCAGUGCCAACGUUACCCUGUUGUGUCAUAUAAUUUAAGCAGAGUUUUUAGCUUUUAUUUUUAUUCCUUAGAAAACUUAAGUAUGAACUUUAAAAAAAAAAUUGUUUUUGGCAGUAUUACUGAACGGUUCAGGAUUGACAUAGACUUUUUCCAGGGGGUGUUAAUGAGCCACUCAAGUGCCUUACACAGCCUCAAGGGGACUGGCACAGCUGUGGGCACGGUCCCUACUGUAGCCGUAUUUGUGUCAAUAGGGGGGCCUGGUUUGGGUUAGAGACCUUUGGGCUAGGUGGCUCUUUGUCAGGAGCCUUGUGAAGAGGAGUGACAGGCACCACGAGGCCAUGGCCUCUGCUCACCCAUCCAGGGGACCUGGCUGCUGUGAGUCAGGAGGGUCCCAGAGUGGCUUGUGUGCUUGUAAUCCCGCUGGCAUCAUUAAUUCAAGAGGCCCUGGUAAACCCAGCAGCCGCCUGCCUCAGUUGGUCAGGAAGUGUCAAGGGGACAGACCAUACUCCUGCUCCUGCCCUGGCAGCUGGCAGAGGCCGCCCGUGCCCCUGCCCUUCCCUGCCCUGCUGCCAUGGGAGCCUGCUGUCCCUGAGGUUCACAAGUGACAGUCCUCAGAUGCCUUGGAGCUCACAGGUGCUACAAGUGGCAAUGCUGAACAGGUGAGGUUGGGAGAAGGCAGAAUUAAGGAGCAGGGCCUUGAGUGGCAUAGCUGAUAGAGAGGCUGGCAGUGCAGGGAAGGUGUGGCCGCGAAGCCCCCUGGAAGCCAGCAGGGAGCACCUGCAGGCAGUGAAUUCACACAAGGGCAGGGGCUUAGGAGCCCAGCCCUCCCUGCAGGGUCAAAGCUGCCAUCAAAGGCAUGUGAUGCUCACCGCAGGCCCCACAGCAGGGAUGCAGGCUGGUGCCCAGUGCUUGGCUCCGUGUCUCCUGGUGGAAAGUAUCUUCCGUUCAGAAGACGGUUGGCCACCCAUGAAGACCAACCUAAGGACCCUGCUGCCUCCUGGAAGCCAGGGCAGGGGGAAGCACAGGGACUCCCCACUCGCUUGCCACGCCUAGCUGGGGCAUGGCUUGUCAGAGAAGAAGCUGUGGGCUCCUGUUUUUUCUUUUGCUAAUAACCUUUUCCUGUUUGAUGCUGUCAGGAGUUUGGGUCACUGAGACUGGAUUUGUACCUUCCUGGGCUUUGCCAGGAAAGCUGCCAGUGGCCUUGCUCCCCACAGCCAGCUGGCCAGCCUCUGUGGCAAAGCCGGAAAGCUCCUCGCCCCCCAGCCAGGGAUGCUGCUCUGGAAUAUUCUGAAUCCCUUCUCGAACUGGCUCAUUUGAGAGCUGAGCAAGUUUUCUCGCUGGGUCUCAGUUUCCCUUUGGUGAGGCCUGCAGUGGUUGGGGUGGGAGGAGCACCUGUGGUAUCCCCCCAAGUCUGCUGGGAUUCAGGAGUUACACAUUCCCUGUGAACCGGGCACUGUCAAAGGGGGGAGGGGGCGGUGCCAGUGUGGUGGGCCCUCCCCCACCGCCCAGGGGGAGGGUUUAUAAAGUAUUAACGUCCAUUCUGAAAAGGAAGUGAAUUGGAAGAGAACAGAGCUGCAGAUCGCAGGCGCCUUCUGUGGCACACAGAACCCAGAGCAGUUAAACCCCGCCCCCGCCAUUGCAGGUACUCCGGCUGCAGACCCCAAACCUCUAGAACAGCUCCCAGGGAAGGCAAGACGGGGUCAACCUCACCCCAGGAAUCCCACAGUCAGACCUGGCCCUCAGGACCCAGGAUAGCAAGUGGGUGUCUCAAGGGAAGGGACAAAGUCUGGGAGAAGGCCAGCAGGGUGUGAGGUCCCCUGGGAGUGAUGCCAAGCCCCUGCCCUUGUUUCCUCCUGCCUCCCCUCCCCCAUUUACAGUGUGCCCCGGCUACCUCAGCAGUGUUCUCAGGGCUGACAGGACAGCCCUGACCAUUCCUGAGCCUGGAUCCCCAGCCCUGGGAGUUCCCAGGGCAGCCUAACUCAAAUAAGCUUUUUUUUUUUUUUUCUCCUUCUGAUAUAUUCCUGCUGCCUCUCGCCCCAAUGGGGGAAGCGCCCGUAGCCCUGUGCCGCCCACCAAGGCUCCUACAGCUUUGCCAAAUGUGCCCAGCUUUGCCAUUCUUAUACCCGCCACCAGCCUUGCCAAGGGUUUAUGGGCACGCAUCCGAGGGGGUCUCCUGUGAGGUGCGGUGGGGAAGUCAUGCCCCGUGUCCCCCACUCCAGGGUAGAAGGGCCCUCCGUGCCCAGGUGCCAAUAAACCACAA
This is a messenger RNA of Ochotona curzoniae (black-lipped pika), 4540 nucleotides long. RefSeq names its product protein phosphatase, Mg2+/Mn2+ dependent 1F (gene PPM1F). The transcript is spliced from 8 exons. Gene Ontology annotation, cellular component: cytosol. The record is from RefSeq and is a predicted model, not a curated record. Gene Ontology annotation, molecular function: cation binding; protein serine/threonine phosphatase activity. NCBI's taxonomy places the organism in Eukaryota, Metazoa, Chordata, Mammalia, Lagomorpha, Ochotonidae. Gene Ontology annotation, biological process: negative regulation of protein kinase activity; protein dephosphorylation. The coding region runs from base 295 to 1632 and encodes 445 amino acids.